GUCCACUGUGUCGAGGUCAUUCAAUGUGGUUGACUGGAAGAACACACCAAACAUUUAUUUGUUAUGCAAUGGUUUGCUACAUAUUAGCGCGUUAGUCGGUAAACAAUUUGUAAAAAUGAACAAUGCAAUAGGUCGUCGUUUUCUCAAUGGUAGUUGUGUCUGCCGGAGAGUCUUGAAAAAAGGCAGCGUUAGAUUGCUGGUCCCUCAACAACAUGAUGCAGCUCAUUCGCAAAGAAAUGUCAUGACAGCUCAUUCAAUGUUUCCACCGGUGAGAGAGUUGUCUUCUAAAAUUCGGUGUUCUCAAUGGACUGAAAUUCAGAGGCAGUUGUCAGGAAGGGCUGGAGGUACAAUGAAUGUAUUUGACAGGACUAUGAAGAGGAGACAGAAGAAAUGGGCUGCAUCGCUACAAGACAGUGACAAAUAUGACUAUCUGAGAGAUGAGGUUGGAAGCAGAGUUGCAGACAGGGUCUAUGACAUUGCAAGGACAUUUCCUUUGGCAUUGGACAUUGGCUGUGGGAAAAGUCACAUUGCUGAGCAUUUGCACAAGGAAGUAGUUGAGCAGCUCUUCUUAACUGAUAUCUCAGAAAAGUCUUUGAGAAACACAAGACGAAGUGAGAUCCCUACCCACUGUGUCAUGGCCGAUGAAGAGUUUCUACCCUUUAAAGAAAACACAUUUGAUCUGGUGGUCAGCAGCUUGAGCCUACACUGGAUCAAUGAUCUCCCUGGAGCCUUGAGACAGAUCAACCAGGUCCUGAAGCCAGAUGGGGUGUUCAUUGGGGCCAUGGUGGGCGGGGAGACCCUGUAUGAGCUGCGCUGCUCCCUGCAGCUGGCUGAGCUCGAGCGGGAAGGGGGGUUCUCCCCCCACGUGUCCCCCUACACGGCCGUCACAGACCUGGGCAACUUGCUGGGCCAGGCAGGCUUCAGUAUGCUGACAGUGGACAUUGAUGAAAUUCAAGUGCUCUAUCCUGGGAUACUUGAGGUCAUGAGUGACCUGCAAGGUAUGGGGGAGAGCAACUGCGCUUGGAACAGGAAGUCCAUGUUGCACAGAGACACCAUUUUAGCUGCAGCUGCAAUCUACCAAGAGAUGUAUGGGAGUGAGAAUGGGUCUGUUCCUGCAACAUUUGAGAUCCUCUACAUGAUUGGUUGGAAGCCUCAUGACUCACAGGCGAAACCAGCUAGAAGAGGCUCUGCGAAUGUAUCUUUUGGGGACCUCUCGAAGAUCGGCCAGCCAUCAACUAAAGACAAGUCGUAGAAAAAAACAUCUGCAGCCAUUGCAUAAAGAAAAUUACAGUAUGGGGUAAGUUCCCCAAUGAAGGUAUUGGCGAACGACUAAAGUAGAUAGGUGACUGGUUCCCGAGAGAUGUCCACUCAAUGACAUGUCAGAUGUCACUUUUUCACUGAUACUAAUCAACACAGAUUCAGUGUAAGCCAGACAGUGAUUGAGAAAGGCUACAACACUGUGUUUUAAGUGACUGAUAUGCAUGAUGUAUGACAGAAUUAGUUUCUCACCCAUUAAUAGCAAAUGCAUACAGUUCGACAUUACAUUUAUUUUUUAGUGUCUUGUGUUCCUGUCUUACCAUGCUUCGUGUUCUUAAAAUAAAUGCAAUGAUAUAAAUCUCCA
Molecule: messenger RNA, 1621 nt
Organism: Oncorhynchus kisutch (coho salmon)
Lineage: Eukaryota; Metazoa; Chordata; Actinopteri; Salmoniformes; Salmonidae
Product: arginine-hydroxylase NDUFAF5, mitochondrial-like
Exons: 11
Coding region: 116-1252 (378 amino acids)
Biological process (GO): mitochondrial respiratory chain complex I assembly
Cellular component (GO): mitochondrion
Molecular function (GO): S-adenosylmethionine-dependent methyltransferase activity
Source: RefSeq, a predicted model, not a curated record